AUGGACAGCCUCCUGAUGAACAAGAGGAAGUUUCUUUAUCACUUCAAAAACGUCCGCUGGGCUAAGGGUCGGCAUGAGACCUACCUGUGCUAUGUGGUGAAGAGGCGGGAUAGUGCCACUUCCUUUUCGCUGGACUUUGGUCACCUGCGCAACAAGUCGGGCUGCCACGUGGAAUUGCUCUUCCUCCGCUACAUCUCGGACUGGGACCUGGACCCCGGCCGCUGCUACCGCGUCACCUGGUUCACCUCCUGGAGCCCCUGCUACGACUGUGCCCGACACCCCCUGUAUGAGGUCGAUGACUUACGAGAUGCAUUUCGUACUUUGGGACUUUGA
Molecule: messenger RNA, 333 nt
Organism: Propithecus coquereli (Coquerel's sifaka)
Lineage: Eukaryota; Metazoa; Chordata; Mammalia; Primates; Indriidae
Gene: AICDA
Product: activation-induced cytidine deaminase
Exons: 4
Coding region: 1-333 (110 amino acids)
Biological process (GO): defense response to virus; negative regulation of single stranded viral RNA replication via double stranded DNA intermediate; cytidine to uridine editing
Cellular component (GO): P-body; nucleus; cytoplasm
Molecular function (GO): RNA binding; zinc ion binding; cytidine deaminase activity
Source: RefSeq, a predicted model, not a curated record